Molecule: messenger RNA, 665 nt
Organism: Stegostoma tigrinum
Lineage: Eukaryota; Metazoa; Chordata; Chondrichthyes; Orectolobiformes; Stegostomatidae
Gene: ndufs5
Product: NADH:ubiquinone oxidoreductase subunit S5
Exons: 3
Coding region: 143-463 (106 amino acids)
Biological process (GO): mitochondrial respiratory chain complex I assembly
Source: RefSeq, a predicted model, not a curated record
AGGAUCGAAGGAACAGAGGGCAGGAAGGGGUGUGGGCGGUGGGGAAGGGGUAACGCAAGCAGGGUGAGGGUGGCAGGAUCUGGGGGAGCCAAGGAGGUGGUGGCGGCAGUUGGAGGAGAGUUCUUGCUGAAGGCUGUCAGCCAUGCCAUUCGUUAAUCUUCAGGAAAAAAUAGGAAUCGAUAUCGACAAAUGGUUGCUGAUUCAAAGUGGCGUACAACCUAAUGGACGUGCAGCUCGUUGCCAUGUAUUUGAGAAGGACUGGAUUGAAUGUGCACACGGAAUUGGGAAGAUCAGAGCCAUGAAGGAAUGUCAACUGGAAUUGGAAGAUUUCCGAGAAUGUUUACACCAUCAGAAAUUGAACAAGAGGCUGCAUGAUAUCAGAAUGCAAAAGGAAAAGCUAAUAAAGGAAGGAAAAUAUACUCCUCCAGACCACCACACUGGCAACAAUGAACAACGACCAUAGGUGCUGCCCUCACUUCUUCACACUGGCAAGAGCAACCAUCAUCCCAGCACUCAGACUGAAGCAUUGCACUUGGUCUGCUAGAGAUUAUUGUGCAAGCAUUCAUGCCAUAAGUACCAAAAUUCUUGUGCGUAUGGUCACUCGUUAAUAAUAAAUCUGUAUGAUUUACUAUUGAAUAAUUAAAUUCAAAUUCAGGAUGACACUA